AUUUAAUUGUUUUUUCACAAAUUUUUUAAUUUGAAAAACAAUAAAUAAAUAUUUUAACUAUCUUCAUCAACUCUGCUCAACUGUGAACAUCCGGAUCUCCGAUUCCAGUACAUUUUAUCAAAAUUGUUAAUUAAUUCAUGUAAUUAAUCAAAACAGAAUUAUAAUUUAGAAUUACUAUGUUAACUUCGAAGUUUUCGAUAUUUGGGAGUGGUAGGGUUUCGUCUUCAAACAAGAUUUCUAGUAAUAGCAACAACAAUGAGGUUAAACCAAGGAUUAAAGUUAAUUUAGAUAAAGAAGUUUACAGACCUGGUGAUUCCAUAUUUGUUACUAUUGAAAUUUCCUUAAGUAAUUUUAGUGAUAGUAAUAGCAGAUGGGAUCACAGUCUAUUGAUUGAAAAGCUCGGUUUCGAAAUUAAAGGCGUCGAGAAGUUGGAUACUCAAUGGUUUUCUACUCAGAAACCUUUGCCUGGAUCUAGACACCCUAGAGGUGAACAUGUUUUCAUGGUGUCUUCAAUACCAUCACUUAUUUCUAAUCAAAUCUUGUCUUCUGGUUCUACAAAAUCAUAUAUGGUGCGGACUGAGCUUCCUGGCAUUGUACCACCAUCUUAUCGAGGUUCUACUAUUCGCUACCUUUACUAUGUCAAGGCUACAUUGUCCGGACGAUGGCUGAUAUUGGAGAACGGCCAUGCUCACAGUGAGUCGUCUAAAGAUCUCAUUGAACUGGAAGCUCGUGUUCCAUUGACUAUAUGGGUGACUCAGAAUAGCAAUGGCCUGCUAAUGGAAGACUAUCAAAGUGACGGGAUUGUUCCUGCUACAACCCUCCAACUGGAUGUAUACUGGAAAGAAAUGGAUGGAGAUUCUGAAUGGGGUAGAGCGAAUGAUGUAGAUGACGGAGUUGAGGAAGGUUACGACAGUUCCAGAGAUGAAAUCUCGUCUGUUUCCUCCUAUAACCCUACUAAAGAAAACCUACACAAGACAUUUGGAAGUUCUUUGUCCUUGCAAUCAUUUGCCGCACGUACGAGUUUAUCAUCACCUGUGGCACUUCCUCAACUAUCCGCCACUGAGGUUUUAUAUGAUCCAAAUGCAGAUAUUUCAUCAGUUGAUAAGUCAUCGCCCGUUAUCUCUUCAAGCCAGCAGCAGAAGAUUGUGAAAACGCAAUCUGAGGAUGAUGUUGUCGGGGAAUCCUCUACACAUGGAAUAAGGAACAGGGAUCCUCCAGCAUCAGAAGGCUUUAUUCGUGGAAGGUCUUACAACAUCAGAAUGGAUGAUCAAGUUCUGCUGCGAUUUUCCCCAAAGAAUUCUGACUCUACUUAUUACUUCAGUGACAUGAUUGGCGGAACUCUUACUUUCUUUCAUGAAGAAGGAUCUAGGAGAUGCCUUGAGGUCGUAAUAACCUUGGAAACUUCAGAGACUAUAAAUCGGAGUUUCGUUCAUCCUUCUCGCCGGAAUGCUCCAACAAUUACGAAGGUUCAGAGUGAUCAUCAUGAGGUCGUUGUAGAUUUGGUGCAAACCAGCUUUCUUUUUUCGAUUCCCAUGGAUGGCCCCAUGUCCUUUUCCACUCCGCAUGUCUCUGUGCAAUGGGCUCUACGAUUUGAAUUUUUUACCACUCCAAAGAAUGUGGACUGGAGCAGAUAUGAGCACCCCCUUCUGGUAGAGAGUAGAGACAAGAGUGAGUGGGUUCUGCCAAUCACUGUGCAUGCACCUCCACUUGGUGCUCCAGCUGCCAAUUCCCGAGAUGAGAAGUUUUUCUCUUUGGAACCUCUGUGGGUUCGUACUUGAAGGUAAAGGAGCUGAUAGGAAAAUCCUAUCGAGCAUUACUGGAUUCACAAUUUGUUAUCAUGGGAAGAGAACCAAGCAGAGGUGAUAGCUCCACUGUUCUGCAAAUGAACCCUUAGUUCGUACGAAGGGAAGACGAGAAAGAAAAUGUGCAAAUGUAGAUCAAGUAAAAUUGAGUCAUCUUUCCCUUUAGAGUGGCAUGUGAAUACCUGACUCAGAUUUUCGCUUCUUUAAAAUUGCAUUAACAUUUUUGGGGGGUGUAAAGGGCAUAGUAAACAAAAGAUGUGGAGCGGAUUAGUAAAGUUCGGAAGUCUGAGAGCUUAGCGCUUUCAGUGUCGAUAAGAUUUUUCGAGAGGAAAAUGUGACUUUGUAAGUUGAUAAGUGUGAUGAAUGCUGUCAUAUGCACACAAUUUUCUCUUUUUUCAAAUGCUUCAACAGAGGUUUUCCUUA
Mercurialis annua (annual mercury) is the source of this 2225-nucleotide messenger RNA. RefSeq lists its product as uncharacterized. The transcript has 14 exons. The record is from RefSeq and is a predicted model, not a curated record. Gene Ontology annotation, cellular component: Ric1-Rgp1 guanyl-nucleotide exchange factor complex; Golgi membrane. The coding region runs from base 177 to 1778 and encodes 533 amino acids. Lineage: Eukaryota; Viridiplantae; Streptophyta; Magnoliopsida; Malpighiales; Euphorbiaceae. Gene Ontology annotation, biological process: retrograde transport, endosome to Golgi.